Messenger RNA from Lycium ferocissimum, 588 nucleotides. Its product is annotated as photosystem II 5 kDa protein, chloroplastic-like. The transcript has a single exon. The record is from RefSeq and is a predicted model, not a curated record. Bases 120 to 437 code for a protein of 105 amino acids. NCBI's taxonomy places the organism in Eukaryota, Viridiplantae, Streptophyta, Magnoliopsida, Solanales, Solanaceae.
AUGUUGCAACUUUAAAUAACACAAAUCAUUUUCUUAAGUUGCAUGAGAUAAACAUAUAAUUAUCAAGCACUACUAUAACAUUGUGCAACUCCAAAAACAGUCGCAAAAAUUUUGCACUAAUGGCUUCUUUACCAAUGUCAUCUUCAUUUCUUGGCCAUACGACAGCAACUAUCUCCACCAAACAUACAAAAAGUGAUAAGAAAAGAGUGCUAAAAGUGAAUGCCUUUAAUAAGGAUGAAAAGAUUGUGACAAAAAUAGAGGUAAAAAAGAGCAGAGGAAGGAGGGAAUUGGGUUUUGCAUUGAUGGCAAUUGCUGCAAUUAGCUCAUUUGGAAGAGUUGCCAUAGCAGAGGAACCAAAGGCAGGGACACCUGAGGCAAAGAAGAAGUAUGCACCUAUUUGUGUCACAAUGCCAACUGCUAGAAUAUGUCAUAAGUGAAUUUCAUGCACGGGUGGAGCUAGCACUUUCUGGUUACGGAGUUGGCAGAAUUCAGUAAAUUUAGCACGGAUUUUAUAUUUGUGUUGAAAUAUCUAAUUAAUAUGUAUAAAUGAUUUAUCAAAAUUCUAUUAGCUUCCUUGUUUUUCAAAAA